Molecule: messenger RNA, 1209 nt
Organism: Linum tenue
Lineage: Eukaryota; Viridiplantae; Streptophyta; Magnoliopsida; Malpighiales; Linaceae
Source: the annotation of a GenBank genome assembly
AUGUGCAGAAUGGAAGACCCGAUUGAGCUCAUUUUAUGUCAUGGAGGAUAUAUGGAUAUGACAGGGGCUGUUCCAAAGUAUGUUGGAGGUGAUGAAGCUGUGGUGAACAUGGUUGUCGAUGUAUUGUCCUAUUUCGAGCUAACAAAGACUCUAAUUGAAGAUUUAGAGUAUGUCUCCGUGGAAAGGCUUUGGUACUUGACUCCGGGUAAAAGUAUGGCCACUGGAUUGCACGAAAUUCAUUCAGACGCGGAGGUUAUGAAUGGAUUACUCCCAUGUGUAGCUAAAGGACAGGUGAGGGUCUACUUUGAAGCAACAAAAGACUUGGUUGAUGAUGGAUUUAUGGGUGACAACUACGGCCAUGAGCAUGAUGGUUCUGAUGAGGAUGGUGAAAACUCGGCUGUACCUGAGUUUGUUCGAGUAGGGGAAGAAGAUGAUGCCCAAACAUCUGAUGAAGAGUACCAUGAAAUCAGGCAGAAGGUUCGGAACAGGAGACAGAAAUAUAGAGCUCAGAUUCAGGAUUCUGGUGAGGAGGUUGAUCAAGUGGUAUUGGAGGAGGAUGAGGGCAGUGAGGGCAGUGAGGGCAGUGAGAAUGGAGGGCAGAAUGAGCCUGGAAGUGAAGAGCAGAAUGUGGGCAGUGGGAAUGGAGGGCAGAAUGUGGGGGAUCAAGCUGGUGAAGAUGAUGCAAAUAGUGGGGGAUCAAUGGAAACAGAGUAUAGGGGAUCAGAGUACUCUGCUCACGUUAGAGGCAACAUUGGUGAACAAGAUAAUGUCACCAAGUUUGACAAAUCCUUGCUUUAUGAUCCUAAGUGCGAUCAUAAAGCAUUGAAGUUUGUUCCUUGUAUGCGCUUUAAAUCCCCUGAGCAGUUUAAGGCAGCUGUAAUGAGGCAAUCCAUUGUGAUUGGUGCUGAUAUCAGAUGGGUAAGGAGCAGUGACUUUAGGAAGGAAGCUGUGUGUGCGCAAAGGGCAGAAUUCAAAUGUGGCUGGAGGGUAUAUGCAAGUUGGUUUCGUAAGAACGAAACAUUUAUGGUUAAAGGAGUUGGAACAGCUCACAGUUGCCCUCGUUCACUUCACAUUCGGGCAGCAGGUCAGAGGUGGAUAGCAGAAGAAUUUAUCGAGACAUUUAGGGCAAAUCAGGGUUGGGAUGUAGGCCUAAUAGCUGCUGAAAUUAAGCGGAAGUACAAUUUGGUUGUGACAAACCAAACCUGCUGA